GCCUGUCAUCCAGCGGUGCCACAGACAGUGCACGGCAGCCCCCUGCUGCUGUCACUGACUCACUCUGCAGACAGAAGCGGAGACGAACAACUAUUGUGAGAUAAACGGUGCGUUUGUGUGGAUACAGGGCUGAUCAGAGCGGCUUAAGUCCCUGGAGCGAGCUCGAAUGGAAUUCCCCGUUCUUCGUGACUGUGUCAAAUAGCGGGAACUUGUGAAGUGACCGGCGGCUGGAGCAUCAGGAGCCGGAAAGAGCAGAGCAGAGAGCUGGCAGCACUAGAGGGAGUGAGUGAGCAUGGUCGAGCCGGGCGCCAAGAGCAGCCUGCAGAGGAAGAAACCUCCAUGGCUCACAGUGGACAUCCCCACCAUCCAUGUCACGCCUGACAAUGGACCAAUCAGCUCUCAGCCAGUGAAGCGUCUGCGCAGUGUGAGCAUGCCCACCACAUCACAACCCUCUGCCCCUCUCCUCAGACCCCCAUUGGAACGCCUUCCCUCUAUCUCUCUCUCCAUCAAGAGGGUGAGAUUUAAGAGAGUGAACACAGUGCCCCCUAAAGGCCAGCGGGGGGAGAGGAGUGUGUCCACAGUCCGGAGGCGCUCCUGUGUGCCCAAAAUACAGACAAGGAGACGAUCGACUAUACCCAAACAGAUUAUGAGGGGCACGGCAGACUGGUUCGGCGUGGGUAAGGACAGUGACAGCAGCACUCAGAGAUGGAGGAGGAGGAGCCUACACCACUGCAGUCACCUGUACGGAGGUCUGAAGGCGCAGGUGAUCAGGGACAUGAUGAUGAACAGGGAUAUGACAGAGCUCCACAGUCAGGACAACCUCUCCCUGGCCAGCACCGAGACCCCUCCCCCUCUGUACCUCCCACCGCCCCCUCACCCCUCCCACCAGCACGGGGGCAUGCAGAGGAUAGUUGACCCGCUGGCGAGGGGGCGGGCCUUCAGAACGACAGAGGAAGUGGACAGUCUCAGUGUCCCACAGACACCCAUGACCCCGGGGACAGCCUCCCUCUGCUCUCUCUCCAGCUCCCGCUCCAACCUCAACCGGUUACCACGGCGACGCAAACGGGAGUCUGUUGCAGUCAUGAGCCUCAAGGCUGCAGCUGCACUUAUGAAGGGCCGGACUAUAGGAGACAACACAACGGGCAGAUGUCGUAAGCGCAGUUUCAUGCCUCCUAGUUUCUAUGAGGAUGACACAGUGGAUUUUCCUGAGGACUUGGACACCUCCUUUUUCGCCAGAGAGGGUCUGCAUGACGACCUGUCCACUUACGCUGAUGAAGUUUUCGAAACACCAUCUGAAGCCAACAUCAACCAAACAGAAGAGCCCGAGCUGACCGGGAGUCCUCUAGACCGCACUGUGCUAGAGAGAAGUCACCUUAUGCUACCUUUGGAGAGAGGCUGGAGGAAGGCUAAAGAUGGCUCCAUGGUGCAGCCCAAAGUGCGAUUAAAACAGGAAGUGGUGAGCUCCGACCCGCGACAGAGAGGGCAGAAGAUAGUGGUACCAGUGAAGAAACUAUUCGCUAAAGAGAAGCGUCCGUACGGCCUCGGCAUUGUGGGUAAACUCACCAACCGCACCUACCGCAAACGAAUCGACAGCUACGUGAAGAGGCAGAUAGAGGACAUGGACGAUCACAGGCCUUUCUUUUCCUACUGGCUCACCUUUGUCCAUUUGCUCAUCACCGGGUUGGCUGUCACUAUCUAUGGAAUCGCUCCAGUUGGAUUUUCUCAACAUGAAACCGUGGAUUCUGUAUUGAGGAACAAAGGAGUCUAUGAGAAUGUUCGAUUUGUGCAACAGCAGAACUUUUGGAUUGGUCCCAGUUCAGAAGCUUUAAUCCACCUGGGCGCUAAGUUCUCCCCUUGUAUGCGUCGAGAUGAGGAGAUCUACAAUCUGAUGCAGGAGAAGAGGGAGCAGGAGAGGGAUUCUGGCUGUUGUGUAAGAAAUGACCGCUCUGGAUGUCUGCAGACUUCACAAGAGGAGUGCUCGAGUACCUUAGCAGUGUGGGUGAAGUGGCCUCAACAUCCCAGUGCUCCCUUUCUGAAUGGUAAAGUGCGGCACUACGGGGCUGUCUGCCAUCAGGAUCCAAGGAUUUGUCUGGAACCAGCCUCAGUAUCACCUCAUGAGUGGCUUGAUGACAUCACUAAGUGGCCAGUUUGCACAAAAUAUAACUCUGGGAAUCACACCAACCUUCCACACAUCGACUGCACCAUCACAGGCCGGCCCUGCUGCAUUGGGACUAAAGGACGAUGUGAAAUUACUUCCAGAGAGUACUGUGAGUUCAUGCACGGCUACUUCCACGAGGAGGCCACUCUCUGCUCACAGGUGGCUUGCAUGGAUGACGUGUGUGGUCUUCUGCCUUUCCUCAACCCAGAGAUCCCAGACCAGUUCUCCAGACUGUGGCUCUCUCUCUUCCUUCACGCUGGGAUCCUGCAUUGUCUGGUGUCAGUGCUGUUCCAGAUGACCAUACUGAGGGACCUGGAGAAGCUCACGGGCUGGCUGCGUAUCUCCAUCAUCUACAUCCUCAGCGGGAUCACUGGCAACCUGGCCUCAGCCAUCUUCUUACCUUACAGAGCAGAGGUGGGCCCUGCGGGGAGUCAGUUCGGGAUCCUGGCCUGUCUGUUUGUGGAGUUAUUCCAGAGCUGGCAGAUCCUGGAAAGGCCUUGGCGCGCCUUUGCUAAGCUCCUGGCCAUUUCAGUCUUCUUUUUCUCCUUUGGCCUCCUCCCGUGGAUCGACAACUUUGCGCACAUCUGUGGUUUUGUGUCCGGUUUCUUCUUAUCCUUUGCCUUCCUGCCAUACAUCAGUUUUGGUCGCUCAGAUAUGUACCGCAAGAGGAUCCAGAUCUGUGUCUUUCUUCUCAUCUUCCUGGGCCUGCUGUCCUCCCUGGCUGUCCUCUUCUAUGUCUACCCCAUCAAGUGUGACUGGUGUGAAUACCUCACCUGCAUCCCCAUCACGGACAAGUUCUGUGAGAAGUACGACCUCAACGCUCACCUGCUCUGAGUCUGACUUGUGACCUCAGGAGAGAGACGAUGUGGGAUGAGAGAAUGCAGCUACUGCUCAGACUGUUGAUAUUUUGUAUUUUCACACUUAUUAUGGUACUAUGAAGAACGCAUGUAUGUGCAAUGAUUUGUUAAGAGAAAACAGAGGAGUUGAAUGAGAAACUAGAAAAUGAACAAUGAGUGAUUGAUCAGUUAGUAGCUGGGCUUUACCGAUCAAUAACGUUGAACUUUUUUUUACUAGACAUCUCCAUAGACUGUAUAGAAGAAGAAUAUAUAGGGUCUAUGGACAUUUCUUCCAAAACACUGCCCUCUAGCGGUGAAAAGGGCAUCGAACGCUUAAAUAAUUUAGCACUUAAUCCUUGGGGCAGGCCUGUUUACUGUAUAAUGUGCCUUCCUAAUUAUAUGUAUGCACUUAAUGUUGUGUUAUACCACGUAGCCUAAUGGACUUUAAAGCACAUCUUUCAUUAGUGGGUAUAACCUAAACAAUUUUCUUUAGUGUUUGGUACAAAAUGUAAAUAGUUUGGAUUACAAAUUCUGUGUGUUUUGUAAUGAAAGCAAUACAUUCAUUAUGGUUGCGUUUUAGCCACCUUUUAAUAAACACGAUUUAACACCUUUA
Boleophthalmus pectinirostris (great blue-spotted mudskipper) is the source of this 3607-nucleotide messenger RNA. It is a transcript of the gene rhbdf1b, whose product is annotated as rhomboid 5 homolog 1b (Drosophila). Lineage: Eukaryota; Metazoa; Chordata; Actinopteri; Gobiiformes; Gobiidae. Bases 293 to 2992 code for a protein of 899 amino acids. Gene Ontology annotation, biological process: regulation of protein secretion; regulation of epidermal growth factor receptor signaling pathway. The record is from RefSeq and is a predicted model, not a curated record. Gene Ontology annotation, molecular function: serine-type endopeptidase activity. Gene Ontology annotation, cellular component: endoplasmic reticulum membrane. The transcript has 20 exons.